AACAUUGAAAGACGUACUCCACCAAAUAGAAAAGAAAAGGGGUAAAGUGAUGGAAGCCAAAAAAAGCGGGCAGCAGGCAAAGCGACACGCAAGCCCCAUUUGGGCAACGGGCAGUACCAAACGCUGUAUUUCUUCGCCGUUUUUCUUUUUUGAAACCAAACAAAUGAAAACAAACCAUUGAAAAUUAUGUCAAUUAUUCAUUUGACGAACCGAACCUGAGGCUCGGUGUGUGUAAAGGUCAGGUUCAGAGUUCACGAAUCUGCCCUCGCUUUCGAAAAAAGCCAACCCAAGCCAACCAUCCAAAAUAAUGGAACCCAAAUCAAGAGAGAGAAAGAGAGAGACUGAAACCAUUCUAGAGCGAGAAAGUGGAGUGAGAUAGAUAGAGAGAAAGAGAGGGGUUUUGAGGAGAGAGAAAGGGGGUGACUGACUGAUGAUGGGUCAGAUCGUGAGGAGGAAGAAGAAAGGGCGUCCAUCGAAGGCAGAUCUAGCGGCUAGGAGGUCCGGCGAGUCGCCGGCGGCAGCGACGGAAGCUGACGUCCGGCGGAGUCACCGGCGCCGGAAUGUGAGGUAUAACAUCGAUUUUGAUGAUUAUCUGGAUGAGGACGAGGAGUUGGAGGACGAUGAGGACGAGGGCGAAGGUGAAAACGAGAGGAGGAGAGAGAAGAAGCUAAAGCUGGUCGUGAAGCUCAACCAAGGCAGAGACGAAGGCUCCGAUUCCCGUGGAGGACAACACGCGCUGGACGAGACUGCCUCCGAUGAUGACGAGGACGAUGAGAGGAAGCGGAAGAAGAGGCGGAUUAGCAGUGGCCGCGAAGACGAAGUGGUGGUUGAUGAUAACGACGAUGACGAUGGGGGCGGUGAUGAUGAAGAAGAAGAAGAGGCAAGGAGUCGAAAAGUGGACUCAAAGAGGCUUGAUUCGGUUCCCGGGACGCCAUCAGAUCCUCAGUCUGGAAUUCCAUUUCCCGAGAAGAAAACAUUGGAGUUGAUUCUUGAUAAACUUCAAAAGAAAGACACUUACGGUGUGUAUGCAGAACCAGUUGAUCUUGAUGAGCUGCCUGACUAUCUUGAUGUGAUUGAUCAUCCAAUGGACUUCGCCACAGUAAGGAAGAACUUAGCGAAUGGGUCAUAUUCUACUUUCGAGCAAUUUGAGAGUGAUAUCUUCUUGAUAUGCUCAAAUGCAAUGCAAUACAAUUCUCCGGAAACUAUAUACCACAAACAGGCACGCACUAUACAAGAGCUAGCAAAGAAAAAAUUUGAAAAGUUAAGGAUCAAGUAUGAGAACUCCGAGAAAGAGCUGAAAGUAGUACAGAAAAUUAAAUUAAAUUCCAUUAUGAAGAAGCAGAUAAAAAAGCCUUUGUACCGGACAUCACAGGAAACUCUCGGUUCUGAUUUCUCUUCAGGUGCCACCCUUGCCACUGCUGUAGAGAUUCAAAAUAAUUUGAGCCCAACACAAGGUGGUGUUUCGGAGAAACCUGGCACUAAUGAUGGACAUAUUGAGGGUAAUUCAUCUUUGAAUGAUGCCAAUCUAGAGAAGGCAGAAGAAACAUUUUCAGUGAAGGGUCUCCUGUCUAAAUUGGGAAGGAAGUCUGUUGUUUUUGAUGAGAACCGCCGUGCAACCUAUAACAUUUCCAAUCAACCAGCUGUAAGAUCAGAAUCAGUACUCACGACCUUUGAGUGUGAAAUCAAGCAGCUGGUUGCGGUUGGGCUUCAUGCAGAGUACGCAUAUGCUAGAAGCCUGGCUCGUUUUGCUGCAACUCUUGGACCUGUUGCUUGGAAAGUUGCUUCGCAGAGGAUUGAGCAGGCACUCCCUGGCGGGUGUAAAUUUGGCCGUGGUUGGGUUGGAGAAUAUGAGCCACUUCCGACUCCAGUAUUGAUGCUUGAGAGCCAUAACCAAAAGCAAAGUGGUUUGAUUUCGAUGUAUACUUCUGCUGGUGAAAUGAGGAAGGAUGAUAAAGCCUUUAAGACUCCAGUUAUGAAGGAGCAAACUGUUAGCGGGUCUUUUUCAGAGAGAAGACAAUCUAAGUUUGUUACCGCUAAGGGACCUCAAUCAGAAACCAAACUGUCCACAUUCAGCCCCACUGGGCCUCAGUCAGAAGCCAAACUAUCUGCAUUCAGUUCUACCGGCUUUCAAUCAGAAGUCAAACAAUCUGCAUUCAGCUCUCAUGGCACUCAGUCAGAAGCCAAACCAUCUUCAUUCAGCUGUAAUGGAAUGAAACCCAGUGGCAGUGUGAACGCCAUUUUUCAGCAACAAAAUGCACAUUUGAAAAACUUCUGUAAGCCUGAGAUCAAUUUUCCCAAACAAGUGGAGUUGAACUCCUUACCCACAGCCAAUCAAAGUAAUGCUGAGCUAACUGCCGAAAAACAAUUUUCCAGAAAUCCUGAAGCAGCAGCUUCUAAAUUGAGAGAUACAGCACCAAAGCAUGUGAAUCUUAAACAAUCAUUACCUUUCAAGAUGCCAGAUAGUGAUGUAGUUGUUACUGGAGGCUUACCUCAUGGAAAAGACAUGAGUGCUUCCCUAGAUUCUCGAAGAAACAAUCCCUCUGAUAAUGGUUCCGAUCAAAUAGUCAAAGGGGCAACCCACUUUCUGCAUGGACAGGAGCCAGGUCUUAGGGAUUCAGUACACUCAAUGAAUAUAAUGGAAGACAAGACACAGAAGCAACAGAAAUCUUCAGAUUUAUCAGGAAUUGGUACUCAACAAGUUAUGCCAUUGGCUCCUUCAGUUCGAAGAGAGGACUCAAACAAUGCAGCAGCUGCUGCUGCUCGUGCGUGGAUGUCCAUUGGGGCUGGAGCGUUUAAACAAUCAAUGGAGAAUCCAUGCUCACUGUACAACCCAACUAGGGAAUUUCAGUCCCAAGUUGCACAAUCUAAUGGUGAUUAUCCUGUUUCUGGUGCAAUGCAAUUCCAGCCUGAGAGAAAUAGUACUCAAGUUCCAGGAUUCCUCCCACAACCAUUACGUAUGGGGAAUGAAGCGCACUUUCGUAAUCGGCCUUUAGUUUUUUCUCAAUUAGCUGCAGCUGAUUUGCCCAGGUUCCAGAUGCAGACCCAGUGGCGUGGUCUGAGUCCUCAUGCCCCUGCAAGGCAGAAACAGGAAACCCUUCCUCCAGACUUGAAUAUCGGUUUCCAGUCCCCAGGGUCCCCAGUGAAACAGUCUUCUGGUGUUCUUGUUGAGUCCCAGCAGCCAGACCUGGCUUUACAACUCUGAAUAUGAACAUGUAUUCUGAGGAUGUGGAAAUGAGUAGGGCACAGUUACAGACCUGGGUUUCAUGGCCGCUCCUGUCAUGAGAUGAUGAAUGUUUGAUCUCCGAUGUCUUCCAAUGGUGAAAAUUUGACUAGUCCUCCAACUGAAUGCAAUAAAGAGAUUUGAAUUCAAUGAAGCAUUUGUUCAAGACCAUCAGUAGUCUUAGGUUUGUAAAUGGAGGGAGUGCGUGAAAAGAUCCUAUUGGCCAUUUGUGGUCAUAUGAGUUUACUCCACAUGAAAUGAUUGACCAUGAAUUUGGUGGCUGGUAGCUCUUUUUCGAAUUUCAUAAUUCCAUCUAUUCUAGAGAGUAUCACCGGGUUUCAGCGGCAUGUGUCUAUAUGUUCGAGCUUAUGAAUACAAAAACUUAGGAGUAUUUCGGGAGACUUGCUGAGUUGAUGAUAUAAAAUACCAAUUGCUUAGAAGUUUAAGCUGAUAAGCUAUGCUUAAAAGUCUACCUGAGGCUUUUGUACAUCGUGACAGGUGAUUGAGGAGUUAGUUUUAUAGAUGUUAUUCACCUUUGCUGCCUUAAUGUAAUUGCAUUGAAAAUUCCACUUUAUACCAAUGGUAUUAUAGUGUACAUGUCAACCAUAAAUCUGGAAAAUUGAAAAUUUUCUGCGGCCCCA
Messenger RNA from Cannabis sativa, 3861 nucleotides. RefSeq lists its product as uncharacterized. The record is from RefSeq and is a predicted model, not a curated record. Gene Ontology annotation, molecular function: protein binding. The transcript has 9 exons. Lineage: Eukaryota; Viridiplantae; Streptophyta; Magnoliopsida; Rosales; Cannabaceae. The coding region runs from base 431 to 3202 and encodes 923 amino acids.